AUGCUGGGCAAGAGCUGGCUCGAGUACAUCCUCAUUCGGCUCACUAUCUGGGGGUUUCGAGCCGUCGCUCCUGUCAGUCUGCUACUCGUUUCCUAUCGCAUAUAUACCGGAGCCUCCCUGCUGGGAGACACCAUAGACGCCCUCGCCGUUACGGAAUCACUCUUCUUUAUUUGCAUAUACCUUCCCCGACACACCCUUCUCCAAAAGCGCGCCGUACACCCACCGCUAUUGAACAGAGACGACCGCAAAGCCCUCUUCAUUCGAUGCAGCGACGAAAUCAACGGUGACUACCCCACUGGCUGGUUCUUCUCCCCCGGCUACCAGCGAGGCAAUGUUAUCGAAUGGCUACUCUGGGCCCUGUUCUCCAUCACACCCGAAGAGAAUCAGGGACAAUGGGAUGAGGAAAUAGCCGAGUACGUCGCAGUAGCGGAGGAAUCACUUGGGAGAAAGCUGGACGACGGGUACAACAAGCAGGCCGCAUGUAUGCGCGUCUCCUUUGAUCCUCUGCACAUGAUCCACCGGCCGCUUGGGUGGUAUGCGCUGGUUGGCCUGCUAGACAUGAAGACAGCAGUGCAGAUGCACAUCCUCGGCUUCAGGCAUUACAACCCGCCUUCAUGGUUCCCGAGUUUCCCACUUCGGCCCUUCACAUGGCUAUCCAAGCGUUCAGCCAGCCCGAAACUGCCGUACUGGUGGAAGCCUCACAACUCAUCCACGAAGCUUCCUUUGGUCAUCCUGCAUGGUAUCGGGAUUGGGUUAUACCCCUACGUUCCCAUCAUACAAGAGUUCGUAUCAGAAAACCCAGAUGUCGGCGUGCUUGUCAUCGAAUAUAUGCCCAUUUGCUCCCGCAUCACUUCCGCCCCCCUCUCUCGCGCCGAGCUGUGCAACGAAAUGGAAAACAUCCUUGCCUCGCUCAGGAUAGAUCGUUUCGUCGUAUUCGGUCACUCAUACGGCACUGUGUUGGCUGCGCACAUGUUCCAAUCCCCCGUCCUCGCACCGCGGAUUGCGGCGACGCUCUUUCUCGACCCCAUCCCGUUCCUGUUGCACCUUCCAAACGUCGCGUUCAACUUCGUGUACCGGAAACCGCGGACGGCGAACGAGUGGGAGGUGUGGUACUUUGCGAGUCGCGACCCGGAUGUUGCGAGGACGCUGGGACGACACUUUUUCUGGGCAGAGAAUAUCAUGUGGAAGCAUGAUCUGGAUGGGCGAAGGUUUGCCGUCGCGUUGGCGGGCGACGACCAGCUUUUAGAUGCGCGGGCUGUGCAUAAGUAUCUGACUCAGCAGGAGAAGCCGACACAUUACUGGCAGAAGGACGACCUAGAAGUGUUUUUCUUUCCUGGAGAGGACCAUGCAACGAUACUGGACACGAGGAAGACGCGGAAGCCAAUGCUUGAGGUUCUGAGCAGAUUUGUCUCUGCGUGAUAUCUCCUUACUAGAUUUUCUGCUCAAGAACGUAUCUUCCAUCUAUACCAUAUUACCCUUUCCCCUUCAUGUCGACUUUCUAGUACAUGUACUUGUCAAAAAAUAAAUUCUCGAGAUAGC
Messenger RNA from Coniophora puteana RWD-64-598 SS2, 1539 nucleotides. RefSeq lists its product as uncharacterized. NCBI's taxonomy places the organism in Eukaryota, Fungi, Basidiomycota, Agaricomycetes, Boletales, Coniophoraceae. The record is from RefSeq and is a predicted model, not a curated record. Bases 1 to 1419 code for a protein of 472 amino acids. The transcript has 4 exons.